AUGUGGCAGCGCUCCAAUCAUGAUGUCCUCUGCAUUGACCUCCAGAGUGCGCACAGUCUGCCCCGUCCGAGCAUGCUUCGCCUUGACAGCAAACUUUGUGAUGAGGCCAUUAAUGCGAUGUGGCAGGAACCACGUAACUACGACGAAGAGCAGUUCACCAUGGCUACCGGGGGCACAUGGCUACUCCAGUGCUGGGGUCCUGAGGAGAGUGGUGCUGAGGGCAACAAUGCCCGGGAACAGCAGUUUGAAUCAGGGAGAGACCAGGUGCACAGCUCACAGAUGAUUCUGAGCAAAGUGGUGUGGGGACGGCGCUGCAGUCUGGUUCGACGGCCACCACCGAUCCAUUCUCCAUACACUUGUAGAGACAGCAACCACGAGCAGAGCCAUUCCACACCUCGCCCGGGCCUCGGGGGUUACCUUCAUUGUCUGUACACACUGGAUAUGCCAGAACCACAAGGUGGGGCUGCGGUGGUCGUUGCUGCCGUUUCUGGUAGAGGCGUAGUGGGGGAUUUGGUGGUGGGUUCUGGUACCGUGGAGGUGGGAGCAGUUGUAAUGACAUUGGUAGGAGAUGCCAAAGGUGGUGAAGGGGACAUCUCUGGGGAUGGUGUGAUAACGGUUGUGAAUGUAUCUGUGGAGGACAUUAUGGUGGAAGCAGUAGUAGUAAGAGAUGGAGAAGACGUGGAGGGGACUGUAGUAGGUGCGGUGGAGGGUGAAGUUGCCACUGUGGUCGUUUCGGUCGUGCUCAGAGUGGUGGUUUCUGGAGGGGUGGAAGGAGUGGAAGUAGUAAAAACUAUAGUGGUUGGAGGAGUUGUGGAUGGAAUUGUUGUGACAAACUCAGUUGUUAAAGUUGUGCUGGGAGGAGUGGAAGUGGUGGGUGUCGUAGUUGUGGGUGCAACAGUGGUUGAGGAGGUAGUUGUUUUCCUAGUGGUGGUAGUGGUUGUAGUUGUAGAGCUUGUGGUUGUCAUGGAAGUUGUAGUAGGGCUGGUCGUAGUUGCUGGUGGAGCUGUAACAGUUCUGUUGGACCAUGUGACAUAUGCAAAUGGUGUUGGAGUUGGUGGAAGUAAUACACCUGGAAAAGAAGGUUCCACAAAGGCCCAGUGUCUGUCCAUGCCACUGGCUGUCCAGCUGUACAUAGACCCGCCCGCCACUACUAUCAUAAUGCAUCUUCAGACCAAUCCCUGUCUUCAGCUGUGUAAACACAGAGGUAGACACCUGAGCCUCCGUCCCAGGCCAGAGAGAAGCCGAACGCACUCUUCACGAGAAGACUCCGAAAGGAAAGCCCACCGACAGGUUAACGACACAUCUCCACCGUCCCGGGAGGAAAGGACUGAGGAUGUCUGGGUAACCCUCCACCCUCCACCCCCCACUCCUGUCACAGCAACAUGCCCAGGCUGCCUGCCCACAGUGCCACAUUUCACAUAUCAGCUAUCGUCCCUCCACUCUUGCAGAGACUGGCUGAAGUCCACGCCGCUCAUGGGAAUCUUCACAGCACCGAUGGCAUCGUGUUUUGAGAAACGGUCAAAGUCGUACACGGUCAUCACCAGCGUCUUCCCACCCAGCUCAGUGGAGCAGCUCUGUUUCUUUGUCUACAUCAUCUUUGAGGGGCUGCACACAGACAUAAAUCCCAUGCAGUCUUCAGACAUCCAGAACAGCGCAGGUCUCAUGGGAGAUGCGGUCCUUAUGCCUGACGCCCCACCUCUCGAGACCUCUGUCCCAUCCCUACAGGGUGCUGUCAUGCCUCCGUUGGAACGUCUCCACCUCAAACAUGUCCUACAGACAGUGUGUGCCCUAGAAGCGGUCAUCCUUCGCAGUUUCGGCCCUGAAGGAGGACAGGUGCUGUUCACCCGAGACACGGGACAGGCAAUGCUGAGCCGCUGUGGGACCACCAUUCUCACAGCGCUGCAUCUGGAACAUCCUCUGGCCAAGGUGGUGGUGGAUUGUGUCUGGAAACACAGCACAGCAACAGGCGAUGGAUCCAAGACCUUUAUUCUAUUUCUGGCAUCAUUACUGCGAAUGAUUCAUAAAACAGCUUGCACGAACCUUCAUGUCUCUCACUGUUAUGGAUCUACUGACGCAGCGGAGGCUGCUUCUGCCAGGCAUCUAGCAGAAAAACUGCUUGCAUUUGCAUCGACGGAUUUGAAUGAUCUCAUUGUUGUGGAUGUGGUGCCAUAUGGGUUCUGUGUUUCACUGGAGGAGUUGAGCGGAGAAACACAAUCACUAAGUCACACAAGUUGUCGCUCCAUUCAAACACUUCUGUCAUCCUUUUUUCAUACUCGUCUUAGUCACGUGCACUGUGACUUUAUCAGUGACCUCACAUGUGAACUUCUCCAUCACUGGAAGUUUAAAAAUGAGCAGCCUUCCUUCUCGCUUCAGUUUUUGAAUGACAACUUUCCAGCGCUGCACACAACGGUGUCAGGCUUACCUGUCAAAUCUUCCCGUGUGAUUUUGGGGCAGAUUCUUCACAGAGACUUUUCCACUCCGUGCCCUCAAACCAGCAAUCAGCCUGUCAGAGCUGUAGUUUUCACAGGCUUCUUGCAGCCAAAACUACUUUACCCAGGAGACGUACUUGAGGUGGGCUGUGGAGAAGGAAUGAUGGAGGAGAGAAGUAUUGUGCACUUUAGUGCCUGGGCAGAAAGGUCACUAGAGUGCAUUUUUGCAAAGCUAAAGAGUUUUGAGGUGUCUGUGCUUCUGUCUGCAGUGAAACAGUCUCCUGCUGUCCUGGCUUUAGCCACACAAGCAGAGAUGUGUCUUGUGGAGUGUGUCAGUGAAGAGGAACUUGUUCUCUUUGCCCAACUAAGUGGGACCACACCUGUCUUGGACUGCUGGAAGAUUAAUCUCGAGCAUGUUGCAACUCUGAACUUUUGCCGACCAAUACUGCUGGGGGCCCACAGGUGUGUCCAUGUAACUUUCUUUGAUUCAGAGAACAAAGCCACUGUUAAACCCUGCAAUCUUGUAAUAUGCGCCCCUGGGGAAGGACAAACUGACCAGUAUGCACGUGCAUUUCAAGAUGCCAUUCAUAUGCUACUUUCAACAUGGACACCCAUGCAGAUGACUGACAGCACCACAUGUGGAUCCUCUUGUAUGAACCCCCCCCAGAAGCAAGUAAUAGAACCAGGCUGUGUGAUUCCCGCUGGUGGGACCUUUGAGUUUCUCUUGCACCAUGCCCUCUUACAACACAGUCAUUCAGUUUCUGAUGACAAAAGCAUAGGUAACUCUGUUUACCAGCUUCUGGCAAAAGCUCUCUUGAGCGUGCCCCGACAGAUUUACUCUCAUAACCCCCGACUUUUCCUGCAGACGCAAACUAGGGUCAUGAGUUUUCUUCCAAGUCGUUCCCAGCAUUUGAGCUUUGUACUUAAACAGGCAAAUAAUGCAGACUCCAUUCAGGCUGAAAGUCCUCUGGAGGACUGUAAACCUAACUUGCAUUGUUGUGGAGAGUUUGACACGCCACCCAAAGAUUUUCUGUCAGACCUGGGUCUUGAAUCUGUGUCCUGUAAAUAUCAGCUGCUUCUGGCUGUGCUUCAGUGUGCCACAAAUCUCCUUCGGUUGGACAUGGUGCUUUGUACAAAAACGGCCUUAGACAAACAAUCACACAGACUCAAAAAAACUUCCUGGGAGGGAUCAGAGGACGAGGUGGAGGAGGAUCAGACAGAUACGAGAUGCCAUGAGGCCAGCAUGUGUCUGGUGCAGAAAAACCAGGGUCAGACAGGAUUUAAGGCUUUAAGGUUGGGAGUAGAUGGGAAUUACACAAAAGCAGAAAUGCAG
This is a messenger RNA of Menidia menidia (Atlantic silverside), 3762 nucleotides long. Lineage: Eukaryota; Metazoa; Chordata; Actinopteri; Atheriniformes; Atherinopsidae. The record is from the annotation of a GenBank genome assembly.